AUGCCACUUAUCCCGUUCAGCAGCCCUGAGCACUCUCCAGCAGCCAGUACGAUUCUAUCACCUCCGGUGACCAGCCAGCAUUCAACAGAUAAUAUCUUAUCUUCGGCUUCCGCCCCAUGGUUCCAGAACCCAGCAGUUCCUUCAAGAUAUUGUGAAGGGCAGACACAAAAAUACGGCUCCGAACAUGACUCCAACUGCAAAUCAUCAAUAUUGCCGCCUUCUUCGUACGCGAAGAGCAGCUCGUAUCCAGGGCAGAAACUUGUGCUACCCGCCCUAGCUGAGGCCUCUGCAGAAGAGUGCACCAGCGACUCAUCUGUCUCCACAGCUGGAGAAGCUACAGACUGUGCCCCUAGCAGAUGGCUCGAAAAUAUGUCCACUGAAAGUUCUCAAGACAUCACUAUCGAGAAAGAGUUAUUUUCCCCCACAAAGUAUCACAAAGUGGCAACCAAACGAAUGGCAUUGAUGCAGAUUGAGGAGUGUCCAACGAAAGCCAGCGCACGCUCUUUAUUUUGGCCUCUGCGGAACUCCAAUACCACGCAAGCCGCCUCACCUUCAUGGACCUCUUCCUGUGAAAAGACGAUUCCUGGCGGAUUGCAUAGCCAGUGGAAUGUUAUGGACCUAUCUAGAGAACAAGUGGAUUGCAAUUCACUUGCAAAGUCGCCAUCACUCUGUGAAAGCAUUGAAACAUUUGCCGCUAGUGCUAGACUGGCAAAGGGAGGAAUAGGAAUUCGCAGUGGGAGUGCUCUGCCAUCUAUGGAGUAUCUAGACGAUGCUGACGAUGGACGGGCGUGGCUGGAUCAUCUAGAAAAGCUUCGUGGCGGUGCCCCGAAGGAAGAGUAUAAAAGGGAGAGGUCGCGGGUAGUCGAUGCGCUCAUUCGAAGAGCAGCUACAUACCCGAAAGUUUCCGGAAUAUACUUUGACAAACAUCAGCUCCGUUGGUCGGUUGGUUGGGCCCACAAUGGCCGAAGAGCAGCAAAGUACUUUCCAGUUAAACUUUUCGGGAUGCGUGAGGGAUACGACAUGGCUGUGAGCUUUAAAUCCACUAAAACUGUACCUCUGGAGCCGUCAACACCACUUCUGACGAAUUCAAUACAAGCAGCAGACGGACCAGCCAGCACUGCAAUGCGCAGUGAGAACGGGUCCACCAGGUCAAUAAUGGCAGGCGGUCCAGCAACUCGCGUGGAAAAGUCUUUGGUUUCUUUCACAGCCGAUGCUCCGGUCGCUUUGUCUCUUCAGCCACAGCCAGAAAUUGCAGGGGCCACAAGUCUGUGCAGCCGCACGUGGCAAGAAAAGUUUCGACUUUUCUCACCGUGCUAUUCAGAGAUACCCCUGGCUGCAUCAUGUCUCAUGCUGACGCCGGACAGCCAGGCAUCGUCGGAUGGAAAAAUUGCAGAAAUUUCAGCCACCACAACUACUAGAACAGGCGUUCAAAUUCCCAGCGGUAGACCUGAAAGAGUGAUACCACCAUCGCAACCAAUUUCCUGCACUGCUGGCAGUGACAAGGAGGAAAAUACUGGCCGAAUGCCAGAUGCUCACGCUUCAGCUCCCAGCUCUCCUGGCCGUACUGCUGACACCACGGUGCAUAGUUUACCUUGUUUGCGGCCACCUCACUCACAGUGGCCGUUCACCUCAGUGUCUGAGAUAGACCAACUUAAACUUUCGGCUCACUUCACUGCUACCGGUGGGAAAAUGGGACCACAGUCAGUAGUGGAAGGCCGGUUUUUGACUUCAGACGUCUGCUGCAUGGAUAGCACACAGGAAUCCAUGCCACAAGUGGCGGGAGUGCUCAUGACAGCUCCACCGUUUGCUCCUCAGCAUCCACAUGAUUCAGGUCAAACCAGGGACGGUGAAAAGCCACUUUGCUGUCGAAACCCCCUGGAAUUGUGCGGUGUUAACAAUAGUACGGAGGCAAGUGUCUCAGUCGUAUCAGCAGCUUCCACGGUUGGCAACCCAGAGAGCACAGCUGCAACAAGCGACUGCAGCCCUCAAACCUCGUCAUCAGCCGCUUACGGACAGGGUGGAACAGCGGGCUGGCCUAGUUGGCAGUCGCACGAACUUAAUGAGCUAGGUGGGCUCAAUGGGGAAGGGCCCUCUCAAGAUGAUGCCCCAGCUGUUGACCUUCCAGCAGCAAUGAAAAUGCUUCGACCCCCUUGCAAUUCUAUCCACGGUGUUAGUCCCUGUCACAGGGCACAGGUGCCAAGCCAACCGGUUAUGAACGACCGAAAGGAUGUGCUUCCAUACCAUCAGAAUGUGUUGACCGGAAACUUUCAAGAGAGGGAGCUUCUCUUAGGAACAACUGUCAGAUACGAGCGCCUACGGAUGCACCACAUUCAGCAGAUCCACCACACGCCAGGUAUCCAUUUUGACAAGCACUCCCUCAGGUGGAAGGCAACGUGGUAUGACAUAUCGGGGCACAGAAAGGCCAAGUACUUCCCCAUAGCAAUUGGAACGAUGCCAGACUCAUCAGCCGACCGGCAGCUCAGUGUGCUCCAAUCACUGACAGACAGUGGAUAUGACGAAGAAAGGGACAAGCGUCUGUCAAAGGCGUCCGGAAAACGUCGAGCAGAGUAUUUCCCAAUUCGCCACUUUGGAUUUCUGGGAGCUCGCCUAUUAGCUGUGAACGCUCGUAGAAAAAUGGAAAAAUUCUGUUCACAGGCCAGCGUCGGCGACGACGCAAAUGAAAAAUUCAAAAAGAAAACCCUUAGCCAGCAUGAUUUAUCAGGUGUUGGUGAAGGCGCCACGGAGGAGGUGGACAGCUUUGAAAGCCACACAGCUAAAGAAGCCUGUGUACAGGAUCUGUGGAACAAAUAUGUAGUUGAGACACUACAUCGCAAAGACGUUCCAAAGAGUCGCCAUUUUUCCACAACCGGGGAUACCUUUUUCAGUCUUGCGGGUGGCCUUCGAGCAGCCGAGGAACAAAUAGGUGGCGAAGCCAGCUGGGUGGACACAAAUUGUAAGACAGCAGAUGCCAGCCCCCAUGCAGAUGAAGCGGAGAGCAAGCCUCUAUCCAGCCAAGACGAAAAGGGGUCCAAGAGCGACUCGCCAGUAGGACCUGCCUGGUCUUGCCAAGAAAGCGUUACUCACUUUACUUCUAGGCUUGUGGUUUGGAUUGUAGUUGGGUCUUGCAACAUAGCCCAGCGUAGUGGCCUAGCUUGCGAUAAAAUACGCCCGGCGGACCCGGCAGGGGACAUGCGCUCUAAUACAUUCUUCUGCCGCUAUGCCUCACUCCAAACAAGCGAAUGA
Molecule: messenger RNA, 3243 nt
Organism: Eimeria acervulina
Lineage: Eukaryota; Apicomplexa; Conoidasida; Eucoccidiorida; Eimeriidae
Exons: 7
Coding region: 1-3243 (1080 amino acids)
Biological process (GO): regulation of DNA-templated transcription
Molecular function (GO): DNA-binding transcription factor activity
Source: RefSeq, a predicted model, not a curated record